UGUCUAAACAGUCUAAAAAGCACUGAGAGAGUUGUUAGGUUUUUACGUCACUGCUUCUGUGAAAUAGUGUGAUUUAUAUUAAAGUUCAUACAAUAUUUUGCAUUUUAACAACCAGAAGCAGUGUCCGUAACCAAGAACUAUUCCGAAUUUCCACCUUUACACUAUUUGAUUUACCAUCGAUAUCUGCUUUAAACAAAAUCGAAAUGAGUCUCUCAGUUGUGAAGAGCGUAUUCCGCAAUCACCCAAUAGUGAAAGGCAUGGUAACGUACAGUAUUUUAUGGCCAACGGGCAGCAUCAUUCAGCAAACAAUGGACGGGAAAAACUGGCGCACAUACAACUACCGCCAGAGUUUGAACUUUGCAAUAUUUGGAACAUUUUUCGUGGCUCCCUCAUUGUACGGAUGGGUAAAACUUUCCAGCCAAAUGUGGCCCUCAAUGAAUCUUAAAUCGGGAAUUACCAAAGCAAUUGUGGAACAAUUCAGCUAUGGUCCUUUGGCCGGAACGAGUUUCUUCUUUGGGAUGAGUUUACUAGAGCAGAAAACUACGAAAGAGGCGGUCCAGGAAGUGAAGGAUAAAUUUCCGGAUACGUAUAAGGUUGGAGUCUGCGUUUGGCCAAUCAUUCAAACGAUCAACUUCACACUGAUAGCCGAACACAACCGGGUUCCAUUCGUGAGCAUUUGCAGUUUACUUUGGACAACAUUCCUGGCUUAUAUGAAGCAAAGACCCGAGCACAGCUCGGAAGACGACAUCGUUGCGGAUGGAGUGACAAUGGGAUCCCCAAAAACGAUAGAAAUUGAAGUGCAACGAAAGCUGGCAGCACUCUAAUCUUUGCUAGAAGGAUUCAAAUGUGGACGUGUUUAACCAAAGAGUGAAGUGUAUUUAUUGUAGAACAAAUUGUAUUUAAAGGCAUUCUGUAAGGAAAUCAGACUAGUGAAAUUUAUAUUUGAUUUGUUAAGUGUUUAAUGUAGAAUUGCUGACAAUAAAUAGCAGCCCAACCUAGA
Messenger RNA from Culex pipiens pallens (northern house mosquito), 1000 nucleotides. Its product is annotated as mpv17-like protein. Lineage: Eukaryota; Metazoa; Arthropoda; Insecta; Diptera; Culicidae. The transcript is spliced from 4 exons. Gene Ontology annotation, cellular component: cytoplasm; membrane. The record is from RefSeq and is a predicted model, not a curated record. Bases 204 to 824 code for a protein of 206 amino acids.